AUGACCGAAGCCCAUAGUGACCCCCAGGUGACCUCUGACCCCCCCCAGCCCCGUAGUGACCCCCAGGUGACCCCGGUGGUGCAGUUCAAGCAGCAGUCUCGGCUGGAGGAGAAGCGGAAGAAGGCCCUGGACCUGCAGCUCGACUUCAUCGUGGGCCAGACGGAGAAAUACUCGGACCUGCUGAGCCGCAGCCUCAACGCCCCCCGCGCCCCGCCCCCCGGGACACGCCCACCCGGCACCUGCACAGGUGACGCCACCCAAGGCCCCCCCGCUGAGGGGGGGGAGGGGCCGAGACCCCUCGGGGACCUCCUGGGGACCCUCCCCCCGCAGGCCCUGCUGAGGAGGGAGCGGGACCCUCCCCCACCCUGGGGACCCCGCGAGGACGACGACGAGUUCGCCGCCGAGGACGAGGAGGGGGAGGACGAGGAGGACACGAUCGCGGCCCAGGAGCGACUCGAGGGCGACGUCGACCACCAGCAGGAGCUCGACGACCUCGCCCGCGAGGGUGCGCUGCCGAUGGAGGAGCUGCUCCAACGUUACGCCGGCGCCUUCACCGACUCCGACUGCGACUCCGCCCCCGGCGCCAGCAGCACCCGCUCAGACUCACCUGUGCCCCUCCCACCCUCACCUGUGCCCCUCCCAAACUCACCUGUGCCCCUGCCAAACUCACCUGUGCCCUUCCCAAACUCACCUGUACCUUUCCCAAACUCACCUGUGCCCCGCCCAGACUCACCUGUGCCCCCGGGAGAGGGCGGGGCCGCCCCCGGCCCCGCCCCGGCCACGCCCAGCUCGGGCCCCGCCGGCUCCGCCCCCAAGAAGGAGAUCAGCGACAUCGCCGCCGCCGCCGAGAGCCUCCAGCCCAAGGGGUACACCUUGGCCACCACACAGGUGAAGACGCCCAUCCCCCACCUGCUGCGGGGCACGCUGCGGGAGUACCAGCACAUCGGGCUGGACUGGCUCGUCACCAUGUACGAGAAGAAGCUCAACGGGAUCCUCGCCGACGAGAUGGGGCUGGGCAAGACCAUCCAGACCAUCUCCCUGCUGGCCCACCUGGCCUGUGAGAAAGGUAGCUGGGGCCCUCACCUGAUCAUCGUGCCCACGUCGGUGAUGCUGAACUGGGAGAUGGAGCUCAAGCGCUGGUGCCCCAGUUUCAAGAUCCUCACCUACUACGGCGCCCAGAAGGAGCGGCGGCUCAAGCGCCAGGGCUGGACGAAGCCGAACGCGUUCCACGUGUGCAUCACGUCGUACAAGCUGGUGCUGCAGGACCACCAGGCCUUCCGGCGCAAGAACUGGAAGUACCUGAUCCUGGACGAGGCCCAGAACAUCAAGAACUUCAAGUCCCAGCGCUGGCAGUCCCUGCUCAACUUCAACAGCCAGCGCCGUCUGCUGCUGACGGGGACGCCGCUGCAGAACAGCCUGAUGGAGCUGUGGUCCCUGAUGCACUUCCUGAUGCCGCGCGUCUUCCAGUCCCACCGCGAGUUCCGCGAGUGGUUCCACAACCCCCUCACCGGCAUGAUCGAGGGCAGCCAGGAGUACAACGAGAGCCUCGUCAAGAGGCUGCACAAGGUGCUGCGUCCGUUCCUGCUGCGGCGGCUGAAGGUGGACGUGGAGAAGCAGAUGCCCAAAAAAUACGAGCACGUGCUCAGGUGCCGCCUCUCCAAGCGCCAGAGGUUCCUCUACGACGACUUCAUGGGCCAGGCCAGCACCAAGGCCACCCUGGCCAGCGGGCACUUCAUGAGCGUCAUCAACGUGCUGAUGCAGCUGCGCAAGGUCUGCAACCACCCCGACCUCUUCGAGCCCCGGCCCGUCCACUCCCCCCUCGUCACCCCCGGGCUCUGCCUCGUCGCCCCCGCCCUGGUCCUCAGGGCCCUGGAGCCACACCCCUUCCAGCAGGUGGACCUGUCCCCGUUCGAGCUGGUGGCCCUGGAGGGUCACCUGUCCCGUUACGCCGCCGACUCGUUCCUGCCCCGGUUCCGGGUCACCCGGCGGCUCGUGGAGGACGUGGCGGCCGCCCCCGACCCCCCCCCCAGGCCCAAACCCGUCCGGAUGAAGGUCAACAG
Molecule: messenger RNA, 2060 nt
Organism: Chiroxiphia lanceolata (lance-tailed manakin)
Lineage: Eukaryota; Metazoa; Chordata; Aves; Passeriformes; Pipridae
Gene: SRCAP
Product: Snf2 related CREBBP activator protein
Exons: 16
Cellular component (GO): Swr1 complex
Molecular function (GO): histone binding; ATP hydrolysis activity; ATP-dependent chromatin remodeler activity
Source: RefSeq, a predicted model, not a curated record